Molecule: messenger RNA, 474 nt
Organism: Colletotrichum higginsianum IMI 349063
Lineage: Eukaryota; Fungi; Ascomycota; Sordariomycetes; Glomerellales; Glomerellaceae
Exons: 4
Coding region: 1-474 (157 amino acids)
Source: RefSeq, a predicted model, not a curated record
AUGGGCCAAGUCGCGACAAGACGAAAAAAGGAGGCCAACGGCGCAGGAAUUAGAAGCCAGUCGGCGACAGGAAGGCGGAUGCUCCGUGUUGACCAGUUUGUCGUCAUUCUUCAUCGCGUUCCAGCCCAGCAAGUCCCUCUCGUGCCGUUGAGGCAAGCCGUGGCCGUGGCCGUGACCACGGUCGCGGUCGCGGUCGCGGUCACGAUCCAAGACAAACCACAUGUCGCCGGCUCUCCGACGUCAUAUCCCGACGUGGAAAGGAACCGGCUGGGCCCAGCUGAAGCCCGAGCACUCACGGCGAGUGACAAGCAGUGGCCAGAGGGCCUCUACGAAGGUCUGAGCAGGACACACUCAGCACACUUGGCGAAGGACCGCGCGGGCGAGCAGCGACAAGACGUUGCGGGAAUGAUUGUCGACCGGCCAGACCCGGCCAGGACGGCGAUGGAGCGUGGGCGGUCUUCAUUAAAAUCAUAG